Scatophagus argus is the source of this 6606-nucleotide messenger RNA. RefSeq names its product kinetochore scaffold 1 (gene knl1). Gene Ontology annotation, biological process: protein localization to kinetochore; attachment of spindle microtubules to kinetochore; cell division. The coding region runs from base 398 to 5884 and encodes 1828 amino acids. The record is from RefSeq and is a predicted model, not a curated record. Gene Ontology annotation, cellular component: nucleus. The transcript has 32 exons. Lineage: Eukaryota; Metazoa; Chordata; Actinopteri; Scatophagidae.
AAUUCCGGUUUGUUUACGUUAUUUCCUGUAUACGUAAAAACUUUUCGCUAUUUCUCGUUCUCAGACGAUUUGUAUUUAUUGAUUAAUUCGAGUGUUCUGUAUAUUUGUAUGGAUUAUCUUUCGUUGAGUUUAAUACAGGAACAAAAACAACCAAAGUAAUCGAUAAAGACAAAAUCCAAAGCCUAGAGCGCAUUGCGCAUGUGUGGAGGCGGCUAAAUUCAAAACUCAAACGUUAGCAUCGAGGCUCGUUGACGUGAGCUGCAGUUUUCAGGUUCGCAUAUCGAACCGGCCAAAUAUAAGCGACAUGAAAGCAAUUUUAAGUUAAUUUACCAGGAAUAACACAACCGUAUCCUUUGUAAAACGCGUGGGGUUAACUCCUAACAACAAUAAGUUGAAAAUGGAGCCUCUGGAUCCUGCCAAGAAUGAUGAAAGCAGUGGAUUCUCCAAGCGCCGCAUUUCUUCGAUUUUGAAAGCACCACGAAAGUCAACCAGAUUCCCUGAUCCAGAGCAACAGGAAAAUGUGGUGGAGUGUGCCAAGCCAGCAGAAAAGAGGAAUUCAAGAAGAGUCAGUUUUGCGCCUGCCAACAAUGUUCUCCUGUUCUCAAGCGAUGUAAAAAAUGCCUCUCCUGCCCGGAGUCCUUUACAAGAUUUAAUGACAACAUCAGCAGCCACACAGAAUAGGGUUCAGGUGGCACACACCGAAGAUGGGAUUCAACAAAUUACAGGAAUGGAAACCUUAUUGAAUGCUCCUCUACAUGCUUCUCAACAAAGGGAUAAGGUCAACUUUGAUACUGGGAAUGACUUUGGGGAGAAAACAGUGAUGUUUUCCACAGAUGAUGCAUUCAUGGACAUGACCCACUGUCAAACUAUAAACAUCGCCAAUGAUGCACAACUCCUUCCAGACAUAUCCCAUCAAAACUAUGCCGUUUUUCCCAGCAGCAGAGACAAAACGGUCAUGUUCACUGCAGAUGAAGGAUCCAUGGAUAUGACCCUAAGUCAUACUGUGAACCUAACAAGUGGAUCAGUGUCACUGCCCACCUGCAGAAGCACAGGUCUAAAUGCAGAGACGAGGAACAUAUCCUCAUCAGUGCCUUGCUUGGAUCCUGAAUUUGAAAAUUUCCUUGCAAGUAUCUUUAAACCAAGUCACCCUGGUGUUAAUCCUGUGAUCACCAGUGUGACACUUCCUGCUGGAGCAUCCUCUGAAGAAACAAGCAGCUCACAGGCCCAGCAUAAAACACAAACGGAUUAUGUUGAUAAAGAAAAUCAGGCUCCCACCUCUGUUUCAGCUGCGAUGGAGAAGUCGCUAAACGCAUCAAGGAAGACGAGAUCUUAUGGAAGUGUCCUCUGUCAAAAGGAUGAUGUAAGCAUGGAUAUGACUGUAGCUCACACAGGCCGCAUUCAAGGCUUCACUGAUGAUGACGGUCCCUGUCAGGGACAAGAAGUGCACUCCCACCCUAACAGCAGGGUGUCACAGACAACAGAGAAGACAAAACAGCAGCAGAGCAGUAAAAUGCUGGCAUCAUUCAACCCUAAAGAUAUGACAUCCUCGACGAAUUCUGCUCUACAUGCUUCUCAUCAGAGACACAAGGUCAGCCUUGAUACUAAAGAUGAAUGCAGAGAGAAAACAAUAAUGUUCACUGCAGGUGAUGAGUUCAUGGACAUGACUCAGAGUCAUACAGUAAACAUUUCCAGUGGUUCAUUAGCUCCUCCAAACCAAAACCGUACUUGUGGGAAAAGGGACAAUGCUUCAUCUCUAGAGGAGAGAAAACGUGAGACUUGUGGUCUGCCCAGUUCAUCAGCAAGUGGUUUGGAUCCAGGAUUUCAAAACUUUCUUGCAAGUCUCUCUAAAACAAGCGUCCCCAAUGCUAACGCUGUGCCUCCUGGCGCAGCUUCCUCUAAGGAAACUGUCGACACAUACACCUCCCUGACCCAGCUUAAAACUGAUGCUGGUGAAGAAAAUCAGUCACGAAAUGCAGCCGUGAGCCCUGGAGGCUCAUUUAAUGGAGGUGCAGUCUGUUCUGAAAGUGAUGUGAGCAUGGAUAUGACUGAAGCUCAGACAGGCCGCAUCACAGGGCCCAGUGGCUCAGAUGAUCCUUGUCAGUUUCUUUUUCCCAUACGAGACAUGAAGAGGACAGAGAUCACCUCAGGACAAGCACCGGGAUCAUCCAAUAGUGCCGACAUGGAAGCCUCACUGAAGCCAGUCUUAAAGACAAAGAUCCUCCAAAGGUCAUCAGGACAUCAGGUCAAAUUUGAUGCUGAAGACGCCUGCAGUGAGAAAACAGUGAGGUUUUCUGCAGAUGACGCAUGUAUGGACGUGACGCAAAGUCACACUGUGAACAUUGCAGCUGAUUUCCCCACACAAGACGUGUCCCCUCAGAAUAAUCGUUUGAAGAAAGCAGCGAUGGCUUCACAGCAGCAGCGCAGUGAAGCUUUGAGGUCAUCUGACCGCAAAGGUAUGGAAACCUCAUUGACUGCUUCUUCAAAGGUUCUUCUUCAAAGACAUCAGGUUAAGUUUGAUGCUGAAGACGACUGCAGAGAGAAAACAGUGAGAUUCACCGCUGACGAAGCCUGUAUGGAUGUGACACAAAGUCACACCGUAAACAUUGUCAGUGAUUUAGAAAUGCAUUUACACCAAAAUAUGGACUUUCUGCCUUCUUGUGGAGAAAAAACUGUGAGGUUCACUGCAAGUGAUGCAGCCAUGGAAGUGACACAAAGCCACACCGUAAACAUCGCCACUGGUUUCGACCCACAGUCACACCACAAAGUGGGCUUUUUACCUGGUGGUGGAGAGAAGACGGUGAGGUUCACUGCAGAUGAUGCAGCCAUGGAUGUGACCCGAAGUCACACUGUGAACAUUGCAGCUGAUUUCGACCCACAGUCACACCACAAGGUGGACUUUUUACCUGGUGGUGGAGAGAAGACAGUGAGAUUCAGUGCAAAUGAUGCAGCCAUGGAUGUAACACAAAGUCACACUGUGAACAUUGUCAGUGAUUCAGUGACAGAAUCCGUUCUUCCACACCGAGAUUCUAACAUUUUAUCCUUCCGCGAAAACAUGGAUUUUCCUCCACCCGUGAAGAAGAGAGAAAAUGAGUCAUGUUUUCCGCUUAGAAGCCGACCUUCAUCAGCACACACUUUACAUACAGGAUUUAAAAACUCCCUCUGUAGAACAAGUGGCCCCUGGGCUAAUCCUGUGAUCACCACAGCGGCUCCUGCUGCAGUUUCCUCUCAUGAAACUGCAAGCACAAAUGGCUCUCUGGACCAGCCUAAAAUGCAGAAACCCGAUGUUGAUACUGAAAAGGAAGCUCCAGAUUGUGUUUCAGCUGUUGUGGAGAAUCCAGUAAAUAAAACCGUGGCAGACAGUCCAGAGGGUGAUGUAAGAAUGGAUAUGACUGAAACUCAAACAAACCACAUUUUGGGACAAAGUUGUACAGAUGAACCACCUCAUUGCCCUUCUUCUACAGAGGACUUCUAUCUCAAAUCUGACCCUUUGACUAAAACAGAGAUGACCUCACAACCGAGCAGUGGAGCACUGGGAUCAUCCAACCCUGAAGUGACGGAAAUCACAAAACACACAGAUUAUUUUGAUUCAAAUGAGACUGACAACAGGAUGGAAUCUGAAUCAAGAAAUCCAUCAUUUUCACCCGGUGCUGUUGAUGCAGCACCUUCACGGAAAUCCAGGCGAAUGAGUUUAGCCGACAUUCAUUCAAAAAUCAGGCGUCUGAGCCACAUGAUAAAUACAGCCCCUGAUACAAUUGCCGUUGGCAGCUGCGCAGACCCUGCGCCUCCGCUGGAACACGACAUGGACCAAAAUUCAAAAGACAAAACCAAAUCUCUACCUGCAAGGGAGCCUGAACUCGAAAUGGCUUUAGUAAACACUGAAGAAAGUACACAGGAAAGUACUCCGUGCCCUAUAGAAGGAGAACCCUUUACUGCUACCACAACUCCUUUCACCUUGGAGACUAAACAUCUUCUGUCAAGGCUCUCAGUGGGGGCCUUUAAGCCGAAACUCCCACCAAGAAGCAAACCUGAUGAUCCAAAGAAGGUGACAUUGGAGGGAGAACAUACGAAGACAAUCACGGUCAAUGUCACAAAUCAGCUGAGCAACUUUGAAGAUGAUGUGAGCGAUAUUUACGAUGAAGAGCUCGCUAGCUGUGAAGAUGUAUCUGAAAUGCUGGACCCAAGGAGUCUCCAGAAAGCCACUGAAAAAGGAAGUCCUCUAAAGGAUAAUGUAUUUGAAGAGGACCUCAUCAGUGCUGUCCAUGGAAAAAAGAGGCAUUUGCCAGUAGAUGAGAGUAAUAUGGAGGAUGAGAAGAGAAUGAAAGCGUCCAUCGAGACAGAUGCUCACUCUGAAAUGGGAUCACAGUCUCCUCUGGUGGGGGGUGACAGCAACAUGACCACAGCUCCCUGCAUGACGACGCAGACCACAGAUGAAUCCAACAGCAGUCACACAGCCAGCAUCAGAUGCGAAGCUACGUUUGAAUCGACUUUCAAACAAAGCCUGUUCGAGUCUCAACUCGAAGACUACGCCAGUGACAUGCAGAGGAAAUUCGAUGAUGGCACCAUUACAGUGCUGGAGUUCUUUAAAAUCUUCAACAUAGACUUUGUUAUCCAUAAUCCUCGGCAAAGCGUCCUUCCAGAACGACUUUUGUCAGACACAGAUCGCACACCGAUGGAUUUGCUGAAAGACAAGCAUAUCAACCGUCUGAAACAGAUGGUAUAUGAGACAAACGUCCUGAACCUCACAGAAAAAGUGGAGCGGUUGAAGGAGCGAAUGUGGGAUCUAGACAAACCACUGAAGACGGUCAAUAGACCUUUGUGGGAAGAAAUAAGGAAUUCUUCGGAGAAAGAGCUCAAAUCUUUUGGCGCAAAACUAAAGGAGAGAAAUAACUUGUUCAGAAAGACCAGCAAAGUUCAGUCACAUGAAAUGAAGGAGGUGUUGUACUCACACCUUGUGCAGGCUAAUCUGGAGGAGCAGCAGAAGUUGAGAGGAACGAUUGAGGAGGCAGAUGAGAUGAUAAAAAGUUUGGAUGACUGUAUUCGUCAGUUAGAAACAGAACUCGCUGCAGUUAAAGAAAAAGGCUUCAAAGGCAAACCAAGCCUGAAAUCAUGUCAGGAAGAAAUGAAGAAAAUCACUGAGGCUUUGGCAGAUAAUGACCAACAAAUAUCUGAACUGGAGAUGCAGAAGGUGCAAACUUCAAAGAAACUGAACAGGCUGAAAGCUGAGACGAGGAACCUCGAGAGCCAUGUCACCACACUGCAAAUGGUGAAUGAAUGGAAGUUUGGUGAGAACAGAGACAACUGCACAGUCUACACUUUUCUCCAUGAGACCUUCCAUCUGCAGUUGGUGUUCGAAAAACCCGAUGGAGCUGAUGCCAACAAUCAGGCUGAGAGGAAAAUAUCACACAUCGCAUUCAAACAUCAACUAGAUGAGGAGAAGUCUCAGGGCCACGCCUGCCUUGUUCAUAAGCUGCUCUCUCAGUACAUCGAGGGCGAAGCUGCCUGGGUGGAGAAGUAUCCAACAAGCAGACACGUUCCAAAGCUGCUCCACGACGUGGGCCUGGUGGUGAGCCGCUGUCGUCUGCUGGGGGAGGAGUUGCGCCUGCUGAAAAUGCGGGGAGGUCUAAGGCUGGAUGUUCUCGACAUCAGCUGUGUGGACACCAAUGUGCACAUUGUCUUCAGCAGUCUCAAGAAAUUUUCCAAGUUUGAGGUGAUCUUCUCCGUCAGCCUGACAAGCCACUUCUGCAGCCUUCAAGUGCAGAGUUUCAAAAACAUCAUCGGAAGCACAACGAUCCAGCAGAUUGAAGAGAUUGUGGCAUCGUUCAGUCCAGGCAAGAACCUGUUGACAAAGAUUGUCAAAAAGAUUCAUGAAGAUCUGCUCUGCUGAGACAGGAGUUUCGGUUCGCAAUGUUCAUAAUCAUACUCUUAUAUAUAAAUAAAUGUUGUAAAAUGAAAAACUUACUUUUUGAAAAUAAAAUGUAGAGUGUACGUCUCCAGCCUGUUUUCUUCAAUAGUGAUUUUAUGUCAUCAUAAUGCACCUGUAAAUUAUUUGUAAUGUUAUUAAAUCUCCUUUAGUGUUCCAAUGUUUAGAUGUCCAGACUUCUCAGAAAAAUGUUGUGAGGUUUGUUCUUGGAUGAUGUAAAGCAGAAUACAUGGCCAGUUUGAGGUUAUUCAGGUCGUGCUUACUUGUGUUACGUCUGUCAUCUUACGAGACGAUUUGGUUUUUAACUUGUGAAAUAUUAAAUUGAGUUGUCUUUCACCGGCCUGGAGAGCAGACGGUGCAGUGAUUUCUGUGCAGCUUCCAGAGUCGCCUCCAGGUGGUGAACAUGAACUGACUUUCCAGUUCGUUUUUGUUUUUUCUUUGUUUCUUUGUAAAGAGGCCCCCUGAUGCACAUUAGGAGGAUCCUGUGUAUGAAACAAGUCGUCACGUUCUGUUGGAGCUUUGUGUGAACAUAUGUAAAUAUAUUUCAUUGUGUUUUGUUCAGAAUGGUAUUACCAUCUUUUUUUAUUUCUUGAGGGGGGAAAAUAAAUUUGUACUUCAGUCAUUAGAGAACAAAAGUUGUAAAAUAAAUGAUCUGAACCCUGAUUAAAGAUAAGUCAAGUGUGAAA